Messenger RNA from Phoenix dactylifera (date palm), 5085 nucleotides. NCBI's taxonomy places the organism in Eukaryota, Viridiplantae, Streptophyta, Magnoliopsida, Arecales, Arecaceae. The record is from RefSeq and is a predicted model, not a curated record.
UGCAGAGAAAGGUAAAGUGAGCGCACCGACUGCCUUCCUGUCCAUCGCUUUCUCCUUCUUCGGUUUUCCCGUCAAUGAUUUCUCUUUCUUGAAGGCUCGGCCCUUCUCCGAUAACGAAAAAAAACCUUUCGAUCUCUUCGCCCUCUCUCCUCUCUAUUUUCUCAGAUACGCGCCGGCUGCGCCUUCCCCACUUCUAGAGGGUGGAGUGGAUGGUUUUGCUUAUUAAUUAGCAAGAGGUGGAUUGCACUCAAGGAAUAAUAUCAGACUCCCUAAUUUCACAGUGUUGUAAUUCUUCUUUACAGCUACUCUUCGAAGUAUCGGUGAGCUCUGGAAGAUUCUUUCUUGGUUGCAUGAGGUUAAUUUGCGAAGGUAGAUCUCCCUAUCCGCCAACUGGUCAUAUAGGUUUUAUGUAAAGACCCUUUCUUGCCUACAUUUGCUUUUGGGUGAUUAGUUAACACUAGGUUAGAGAAUUGACAUUAGACUACCAGCUUGUCAUGGGAAUUGCUUGAUCCUCCUCCCAUAAAGCCUCCCAAAAUUAUGCUUUGUAGCCAACUUCAUAUUUUAUGUACAAGGUUUGGAUGACGGUGGUGGUGGUGGUGGAUGCUACUUUGGUGUCUUAGACAUGCAUUCUGCAGUAUUGACUUAGGAUCAGGUAAGGUAAGGCAUUAUAAGUCCAUUUUGGAUAUUAGCAUAUUAUCUAACUUUCUGUAUGCAGAUUUUUUAUGAACAGAUGUGGUUAUCCUUUUUCCUUAAAUUUUCUGAAGUCCUUCCAAUAAAUUUGAUGAUUUUGACUCAGUACAACCUCUAACAUGAUAAAAUUUGAUUUUAAACCUUUGAGAAAAUACCUUCAUGGGAGAUGAGGAAAAAAGGAAAUCUUGAUUAAACAUUUUCAGAAGUUUUUUCAAUACAAUCUGCUAAAUUUCGAUUUAGAGGGAGAUGUAGCUGCAUGCCAACCACAAUGAAAUCAAGGAAACAGAAAAAAAGAGAAGAACUUAAUAAGUGAAGGUAAUGACAUUGGAAUCAACUUCGGAAAAUAUAUGGACAAUAUUUGGCCUCAUUGGGAACCCUCUUCAAGGGUUGCAAGAAUGAGAAAAUGUUUGAAAAAUGAUCAAGCCUUUUUUGGCUAUUUGAUGGGAAAAUUUGUAUAAUAGCAAGAUGAUCUAAGAGCUGUCUCAUGAUGUGAAAGUUUUUCAAUUUAAUUAUGUGAUGUUAAGAAGGAACACUAGAAUGUUUUUAUUAAGAGUCUAAAUGGAAUGCUAUAAAUAAACAUUGACUUGCAAGUCCUCAUUUUGAAAGGUCUAUCAUAAUCGUAGGGGUGUUGUUGCAUUUAUAUUUUGUGAUUUUAAAAAAUGUAGGCUGUAUGAAUAUAGCAACGACUUGGAGCAAUAACAUUAAAAGAUUUACUUUAAAAGAACACCUGAGGGUCCAAGCUUAAUGUUGAAUAUUGAUAGCCUGUUCAACAAGAACUUACUUUCCUCAUUUUGGGGUCUGGUCCAUAAAUUGGUCUGAGGAGUAGGAAGAUUAUUGGAAAUUGGGAUUACUGAAGAAAUGUAGUUGAUUAUAGUUGGUAUGUGUACGAUGGGCCUUCAGUUUAUCCAAUUGAUGUUACGAGGUUAUCCAUGUGGUAGUGCUCUCUUGGUAUAAAUGUAAAAUUCUUUUCCGUGUUGAUAAGAAUGUCUGUUGUCAAAAGCAGUAACAGGAUUGGUGACAGAGUGAAAUCUAAUGGAGUGAAAGAUUAGAUAAAUACUGUUAAUGGUUUGAUGUGGCAAAAUGUGUAGGAAUAUGGCUGUGUAAUAUGUUUGACAGCAUAUUUGGCGAUUGCCUUACGGGGAUUGUAAAGAGAGAGAGAGGGGGUCAUAAUCUGCAGUAAAGAGUUACAUCAACUGGAUAAUGAACCAAGUUUUUAUAUAAUACUUAUGUUGACUGGAAAGGAUCUUAUGUAAUCAAGCUAACAAUAUAACUCUGGAGAAAAUUGUAACAUAUUAACCUUACUAUUAAGCUUUCUAUGUUUCCUAAAGGAUUAUUGAUCUUAAAUCCCUAUUUGUGAUAUCCAAUAUGAGCCAAUGAUGUUCAGAUUUUCACUAUUUAUGGCCAUUUUCUUGCUCCACCCUUUAUCCCAAUUUUUAGCUAUCUUGAUGAAUAACCUGGAAUACUGAGCUAACAUUUUUGGUGUUGGAUGGUUAACAGAAGUUCUGCCGAUAAUAUAUUUCUAUUGUGAUUUCAAACUAACACAGUCACCCUGAAUUUCCUGCACAUUUUUAUGAUUGUUGACAGUUUUAGCAUUUUUGCAAGGAAAUCCAUGGAUUGUGGUGAGGCAAAUGCCUAUGGUGAACGGCAUUCUGUCCUUAUGGGUGCAAUUUUCAUGUGCAACCGCUUGACAAAGAAGGAAUGCCUUGAGCGAAAACUUUUUGGCCUUCCCUCUCGCCAAGCAGGUUUUCUGAAGAAUGUUAAAGCUGGCAUGCUGUUAUUUCUCUUUGAGCAUGAAGAGAGAAAACUAUAUGGUGUGUUUGAAGCAACUUCUGAUGGUGCAUUAAAUAUUAUGCCUAAUGCUUUUCUCUCAUCAGGGAAGUCCUAUCCUGCUCAGAUUCUUUGCAAGCGGAUUUGGUUUUGUAAACCACUGUCUGAAGAUGAAUUUCGUGAUGCUAUUAAUGAAAACUACUACCAGCCCUACAAAUUUGAUUUUGGUUUGUCAUAUGACCAGGUUUUAAGGCUUAUUCACCUAUUUUCUCUAAAGAAGAUUAGAGUAUCGCAGUUCCAGAGAGGGAUGCCCAAUAAACUCAUAAAACAGUUUGAAAACUCAUAUUUGGGCAAUGAGAGGGUGCGUGGAAAACCCGGGUCUAGCUUUGAUUCAUAUGAACAUAAGCCUCUUCUAACAUCGGAUGAUUCUGUAGUUGUCUCUCAACAUGGACGGGACCCAACAGUACCUUGUGCUACCAGAGCACUACCUGAUUUGACUCGUUCAUCAUCUCAAAAUGAUUAUGCUCUGAGGAGAACAUUUCCUAUUACUUCUCCCUAUGUUCAUCGUUAUUACGACACUGUCCCAGGUUGUGGGGCUGAACUUCCCUAUAUUGAUUUAGGCUUGAACCGUCCUUCCCUGGCUGAAGAAUUGAAUGCUCAUACCAGAUAUUUCUCAGACGCUCAAGUCCCUUAUCUUAGAAGCCAACCAUCAUUACUGUCAGAUCCGAAGACCUUUGAGUUGCCUUCUAACUACCGGAGCAUGGAUGUCUGUGCCAGUGACGGGACCUAUAAAGGGUCAUCCUUCACUAUUUGUGAGCCUUCCAGGGUCGGUUUACCUUCAAUAGGUUCUGUAGGCUGUCCUAAACCUUUCAUAGGUUCUGGAGGCUGCACUGAUCUCCAAGACUACAAACACUCAUCCAUCCUUGAUCACCAUGACUCAUCCGCCAGUAAGAUUUUUGCAUCACUGGGAAUGAAUAUGACAAAGGGCAUAGAUUCUAGGCCCUCCUCGCACAGUUUGGGCAUUGCUCAUGAUGAUCCUAAAGCAACUCUACAAGAUGAUGGUCUAAGAGGGCAACACCGCUGGGUCUCAGGGCCUUCUCCUGACUUUAUCUCUUUGCCAGAAGAUGACUCCUCCCUCUUCCAUAGUAGUCUUUCGAAGGAUGCAUCUGUUAUAAGUAAUAGUUCAUUGGAAUUUGAGGAAGGCAAUGGCUAUCAAGAAUUGAGGUCUUAUCAAUUAAUGCACGAUGAAGGUUAUGAUGAUGGGUAUUAUCCAACUUCUGUGAGCUCCAGACUCCAUUCGGAUAAUUAUCAAAAGAGAACUAGUGUAUUUUCUCGCUUGUCAAAGGCUUCAGAAACACGUAGGCAAUGUAAGGUGGUAUGCAAGCCAUAUAGAAAUCCAUCAUUGGAUCAACUUUUAGAUGCCUUGUCUCAGAGGAGAGAUCUGUUGAGUAAGAUGGACAAAAUGGUGCCGCAAAAAUCAAGCAUUCAGGAUGAUGACCAACAAUAUGAGAAAAUAACUGAUAUGGAACCAGUGUUAGCUACAUCAGUUGGUGAGUUUGAAACAAACAGCAAGGAAGUUGCUGAAGAAAGCAGUGAAAUUCCUUUCUUGAAUUUUAAACGUAGGAGUGAAGUUCGGAAGAUGGAGGGUGGAAAUGAAGCACGCGCUGAUAUAGAGGGCCGCAGUGAUGAGGGAUCGUUGGGAAAGAGGAGGAGACUGGUUAGGCCAUCCUUCUGUGAAGAUGAAUGCCAAGAUGUGCAAAAAUCCUCUCAAGAAAUCGUUAGAGGCGGUGUGUUGGUUAAAAAUGGUGAGGCUGAGAAUACGGUAGAUGGUGAUUCAUCAGUCAGAAUCUAUGAAGAAAGUGGAAAUAAAAGCAGUUCAUCACCAGCUGGAUGUACUCUUUCUUGUGUUAUUGAUAAAUUGAAAAUCGACUCUAAUGGCUUAAACGCUUGUAUGAAUGACACUGCAGGAAGAUGCUUGCUGAAGUCCAAUGCUGACCACACAGUUGUGUCAACUUGGAAUACUAAACAUGAAGAAAAAGCAAAUACUGCCUUACAAGCAGCUGGCGUUGAUCUUUCUGUAUUGCAAGGUUACAGCGAAUCACGGCACCAAAAAUUUGGUGAAGGGAGUGAAGCAUUCUUAGUUAAAACCGAUAAUAUUGAGUCAGAAGAUUACCGUCCGCUCAAGUGGGAGAAGAUUAGACUUGCCGAGUGACCAACAAGCUUGGAGAGUUGGUUCUGAAGUCCUUAAUGCUAGGCCAUCGAUCCAUUUUGGGUUCAUCAUGGUUCAUUGUUUUUGAGGGCAGUCAUUCCAAACUACUAAUACAGCUUACUGGUGUGUGUCUGUGCAACACCUGAACUUUUGGUUACUUUCUUUUACAAUCGUUUGAAACCUUAGUUUCCCUUUGCUUUAGGACAUGGUUGUAAUAGGCGAAGUCCGGUCUUUGACUAAAUGGACCGGACCACCUGAUAUUGUCGUAACCAUGUAAAGCAUGCGUACCUGUAUAUUUUUAUCGACUCUGAUGCUGUAACAGAGCGAAGAUGGUAUUUGUUUCUCUCUUUCUGCAUCUAAAAAUACUUGUAUAUUUGGUAGUGCGUGACUGAGAUACGUAAUAGAUUGUGAUUACCUAA